AUGGGAACUCCAACUCCGUCACAACUCGGCUUGAUCACCGCAAUCUACUUCAUAGGGGUUUUCUGUGGUGGAGUUCCGGCGUCCAUUGUUACGGACAGAUUUGGACGAAAAUGGGGAGUGACGGUAGGCCAAAUUCUCACCGUUGCCGGUGCCUCAUUUCAGGCUGCCUCGCGAGGUCGAGCACAGUAUAUGGGGGCACGUUUUGUCCUCGGCUUUGGCAUUGCGUUCAAUAUGUGUGCCGCAGCGACGUUAUUGAGCGAACUCGCCAUUCCCCAGUUCAGAGGAACUCUGGUAUCGUUGUUCAACCCAUUCUGGUAUGUCGGUUCGAUUAUAGCCGCAUGGACCUGCUUCGGUACUAGUCACAUGCCAAAAACAGAUGCAUGGGGAUGGCGAACCCCCUCCUUGCUACAGGCGUUGUGUCCAACUUUCGUGCUCUGCUUGAUCUACUGGGUGCCAGAGAGUCCCAGGUGGCUUGUUUCAAGAGGGCGCAACGCGGAAGCUGUUGCCAUUAUUGCAAAGUACCACGGCACCGGCAACGAUGAUGACCCAACCACGUGCGCUGAAAUCUCCGAGAUUGAGUUGGCCCUCCAACAGGCUCGCGAAGGCAUUCGGUGGAGCGCCCUUGUCACCAAGAAGGCCAAUCGUAACCGAAUCUCCGUGGUGAUCGUGAUGGUUCUGAUGUGUCUCUGGUGUGGUCAGAACAUCAUUACUUACUACUUUUCACCCAUCCUCAAUUCGAUCGGUAUCACAGGAUCUACAAAGCAGACCGGGAUCAACGGCGGCAUCAACAUCGUAAACCUCGUAUCAUCCAUCCUUGGUGCAUUCCUCGCGGAUCGAGUGGGACGGCGAAAGCUCUGGAUGACAUCAUUCGCAGGCAUGAUCGUGGUCGGUGUGCCCUUCACAGUCCUCUCGGCCGUGUACGUGCAGACCCGCAAGACCGGCGCGGGCUACGGCGUGGUGGUGUGCCUGUUCCUUUACGACGUGGCAUACAACAUCGCCUGCAACCCCUUGCUCUACUCGUACGCCACCGAGAUCAUGCCGUUCUUCAUGCGCGCGCGCGGCCUCGCCGUCAAGACUCUCGUUGGUCAGAUCGCCCUCAUCAUCAACAUGUACGUCAACCCGAUCGCCCUCGCCGCCAUUGGGUACCACUACUACAUCUUCUUCAUCGGCCUGAACUGCUUCUGGCUGAUCCUGAUCUUCUUCUUUUUCCCGGAGACUAAAGGCUAUUCGCUCGAGCAACUCGCCGUUUUGUUCGACGACGGCGUCGACACCGGCCGCGGUGGACCGGACGGGCAGGGAGCGACAGACAGGUCCAUCGUCGCCGCGGUAGAUGACAAGAGCCAAUCGAUCGUGGAGGUGCAGUCGAGCGAGAGUCAGACGUCCUCUGAGAUGGAUGAAAAACAUCUCAAUUAG
Exophiala bonariae is the source of this 1413-nucleotide messenger RNA. RefSeq lists its product as uncharacterized. NCBI's taxonomy places the organism in Eukaryota, Fungi, Ascomycota, Eurotiomycetes, Chaetothyriales, Herpotrichiellaceae. The transcript has 4 exons. Gene Ontology annotation, cellular component: membrane. The coding region runs from base 1 to 1413 and encodes 470 amino acids. Gene Ontology annotation, molecular function: carbohydrate:proton symporter activity. Gene Ontology annotation, biological process: carbohydrate transport; transmembrane transport. The record is from RefSeq and is a predicted model, not a curated record.